Messenger RNA from Eimeria mitis, 1371 nucleotides. RefSeq names its product glycosyl transferase, group 1 domain containing protein, putative. NCBI's taxonomy places the organism in Eukaryota, Apicomplexa, Conoidasida, Eucoccidiorida, Eimeriidae. Bases 1 to 1371 code for a protein of 456 amino acids. The record is from RefSeq and is a predicted model, not a curated record. Gene Ontology annotation, molecular function: GDP-Man:Man(1)GlcNAc(2)-PP-Dol alpha-1,3-mannosyltransferase activity. The transcript is spliced from 14 exons.
AUGGAGGUGACCACCGCGAUACUCCAUGGUAGGACCAUGCAGACCCUCAUGUUAAAUUCAGUCUUUGAAGAGUUUAAACUUAUUAAUAACAUGUUUCUGGUAACAGUUGAUAUGAACUUCAAGACAGAAGGUGAAGGGAAGCCUCGGGAGCUUUAUUGCGGCCUAAUUUUAAUGGAGCGGCCCGUGCCUACUAGCAAAGGCGGCGAAUUUGGAUUUGUAACUGCUCUUCAAACACACAGGGUGUUUGUAGACUCACGGCGCUCGCCGUGCACAGUUGAUAUCUUUACAUCUUACUUCGAUAAACACAGAUGUCUCGAAUCAUCAAGAGAUCCGAGACUGAACAUACGCGUAUUUGGAUCGUUUUUGCCGCAUGCAAUUCUGGGGCGGUUUCGCGUCGUGUGCUCGAUCCUGCGUAUGCUCUACCUUAUCCUUGCCGCCAUAUUCACAGGACAUAUGGGCUACGAUCUUGUGUUUAAUGAUCAAGUGGCAGUAGUGAAUCCACUUCUCCGCUUGAUUGGGAUGUGUGACAUGGUGCUGGUCAAUUCCAAAUUCACCGCAGAAACAUUCUGUCAAACAUUCCCAUCCUUCAGGUGCGAACAGCCUGACUAUGGAUUCGCUGCGCAUCCAUCAGAGGCCUUCGAAUGCGUUGUUAACGACAAGAAGGCCAAACCCCGUGUACUGUACCCGCCGGUUAGCACGGAGGUAGAAGCAUUCCAGCUGCACGGCGGCAGUGACAACUCCGAUGCUACCUUCAGCGAGCUAGAAGGCUUUGAUUUAUCAGUGCCCUUUGCUACUUCUCUAAACCGCUUCGAAGAAAAAAAGAACGUGGAGCUUGCAAUAAGAGCCGUGGCAAGUCUUCCACGACGGAUAAAGUGCAACUUGAUCGUAGCAGGAGGUUUCGACCCACGUCUACCUGAAUGCAACAAAUAUUUACAGCGACUCGUGAAACUUUCGAAGGAGCUCAACUUUUGCGUUCAUGGUUGUGACGAUGGUGUAGACGCCAACGCAUCGGUUACCCACAACUCGGAGGGUCGUUGUAUUCUGUUCCUCAAGAAUGUACCGUGUGAAGCAAUGUUCGUCGGUACUCUUCCCGUGGCUUGCAAUACAGGUGGACCCCGGGAAACCAUCGUCGACGGAGGAACGGGUUUCCUCUGCGCCCCCACGCCGGAGUCUUUCUCUGCUGCUCUUGAGCGCAUCGUGUUGCUGUCGGUGCAGAAUCCUGAAGAGCUGGCGGCCAUGCGCUCCAAAGCUCAAGCGCAUGCAGCCAAUUGCUUUUCACCAGAUGUGUUUCGUCGGUCCCUUCAAGCUGUUAUUGAAGAUGUCACAGGAAACUGGGAUGACAACUCCUUGGGACAUCUCAAGAAAGGCUAG